Messenger RNA from Austrofundulus limnaeus, 2144 nucleotides. RefSeq names its product zinc finger protein OZF. The coding region runs from base 245 to 1720 and encodes 491 amino acids. The record is from RefSeq and is a predicted model, not a curated record. The transcript is spliced from 5 exons. Lineage: Eukaryota; Metazoa; Chordata; Actinopteri; Cyprinodontiformes; Rivulidae.
CCGGAAGUUUCUGUUCCACCCGGAGCAGAAUAAAGACGCUCCUCUAGUUUUAUGUCCUGUUUCUGUAAACUGAACUCCUGUUUGUUUGUUUAUUUGCUCUUAUUUAUUAAUUUAUUUGCUUUUCUCCGGGUUUCUCGGAGGCGGUUCUGUCGGUACCGGAGCUCCGGGUGUAGCUGCCGCUCCUCCAGGAGCUCCACGGUUCUCCAGUCGCCGGGUGACGGUCAGCGCGAAGCCCGGUCAGGGGAUGUGUUCCUCCGCGGUCAUGCACACCCAGCUCGCCGCCGUCAUGGAGGCUCUGGUCCACUCUGCGGUGGCGGAGCUAAAUAAGCUGCUGGAAGACGGUCCGGUGUUCGAGAGGAGCGGGGACGCAGGGGAAGAGCAGCCUGGGACGGACAGAGGGCGAGCGGAGACCCGGGAGAAGAUGGUGCUGUUCGCCUCCACCUUGGAGACUCUGGGGAACGAAGCUCUGGGGAAGAUCCUGAACAUCCUUGAUGGGGCGAGGCUUGUGGUGCAGGUGGGGAGGAGCAGCAGGAGGCUGCAGACCAGCAUCCUCAACAUCCUGAACAAUGCUGAUGUUGAAUGUGAACAUUCGUACGGAGUCAGGCAGCAGAGCUGCGACGCAGACCGACCGACCCAGGUCGUUGAGAAGGAGGCUGAGACGGCAGAGAGUCCUUUUGUCCCGGCGGUCACCGUUAAAGACGAACGAGGAAACAUCGACCUUGGAGCCAUCGCAGAGAGAGCUCGUGUUGAAGCUGCGACGCUACCGUCUGACCUGGAGGAGUCAGAGGUCACACGGCCCAGCCCCUCCUGCUCAGUUUGUGGGAAGUCCUUCUCGUCUCAGAGCAACCUGAAGUCUCACCAGCUCAUCCACACCGGAGAGAAACCAUUCGCCUGCAGCGAGUGUGGGCGUGCCUUUCGACAGCGGCAGAGUCUGCAGAGCCACCUGCGCACGCACACCGGCGAGCGCCCCUUCGAGUGCUCACAAUGCGGCAAGCGUUUCUCCAAGCAGAGUCAGCUGAAGACGCACGCCGUCGUCCACAUGGGCCAGAAGCCGUACGCCUGCGACGUGUGCGGCCGCCGCUUCAAUCUGCUGCAGAACCUGCACCGCCACGCCAUCACCCACACUGGAGAGAAGGCCUUCACCUGCGACGUGUGCGGCAAAGGCUUUGCACGCUCCGUCACGCUCAAAACGCACGAACUCAUCCACACCGGCCAGAAACCCUUCGUGUGCGAGCAGUGCCCCAAAUCGUUCCGACACGCCGCCAACCUGCGGAACCACCAGAGGACCCACAGCGGUGUGCGGCCGUUCACCUGUGACCUCUGCAGCAAGACUUUCAGGCAGGCGGUGAACCUGAAGAUCCACCGCAGGAUCCACACCGGCGAGCGGCCCUUCAGCUGCCGCCUCUGCGGCAAGUCGUUCAGCCAGCAGAGCAGCCUGAUCUCGCACGGCCGCACGCACUCCUCCGACAGGCCGUUCCACUGCGGCUUCUGCGAGAAGGGCUUCAAUAAUGCCAACAGCCUGAAGCUGCAUACCCGCAUCCACACCGGAGAGAAGCCCUAUGCCUGCGAGGUCUGCGGGAAAACCUUCAGCCAGGGCAGCCACCUGCGGACGCACCGGAGACAUGUCCACGCCGGCGGGAAGCAGUUCAUUUGCGACAAGUGCGGGAAGAGAUACGCCGACCAACGCAACCUGAAGCUGCACAAGUGCUGCUACGCCUGAACCGGACUGGACUGGACCGGACUGGACCACUCAGUUAGAAGAAGGCGGAGCUUCAGGGUCGUAUUUAAGUCUCCACUAGACCACAUGUUUCUUAUAAUCUUUUUAAAGAGAGUCUGGAAAUACUUUGUGUCUAGUUUGCUUACAGGAAAUGAAGCUUUUUUGACCAGUCACAGCUCAUACUUUCAUGAAAGUGGGCGGGAACUCAUCCUAAGACUCUUCCCAGUAUAAACUCUACAGUUUCCAUGAGCUUCAGUUUAAUUGCUCCGCCCUCAGCUGUGACAUCAUCCUGUCUGAACGCUUUGAUUGGCCAAAGCUUUGAAUUACAUUUAUAAUGAUUUCUAGGCUUCUUCUGAAUUUAUAUUUAUUUUCUACACAAUUUUUUUUCAUGUUUUGGUGAAAUUUAAAUAAAAAUUGAAGAAACAAA